Molecule: messenger RNA, 1140 nt
Organism: Kockovaella imperatae
Lineage: Eukaryota; Fungi; Basidiomycota; Tremellomycetes; Tremellales; Cuniculitremaceae
Exons: 7
Coding region: 34-1047 (337 amino acids)
Biological process (GO): protein sumoylation; double-strand break repair via homologous recombination
Cellular component (GO): nucleus; Smc5-Smc6 complex
Molecular function (GO): zinc ion binding; SUMO ligase activity
Source: RefSeq, a predicted model, not a curated record
CUACUUUCUACCAGUGUUGAAAUUGCAUUCACCAUGGCCAACGCAGUAGCAUCCUCAUCGAGGACAAGGCGGCAGAACGAACCAUCUCAAAGGUCUCCUCGGCCAAACGGCGAGACAGAGAGUGACGAGGAAGAGUCAGAGCGGCAAGCCAAACCUCGUAUCUUAGUUGAAGCAGGAUGGACAAAUGCAACCUUUGUGAACCGCCCCAUCGUCAAAUCUACGGCGUUAAUCAACAAGAUCAUCAAACUUCAGGCAGAUUUGACGCAGGUGAUCGUGGAAAUCAACGAAGGAUUGGAACGAGCGCGAGAUUUGGCAAGAGAAAUUGAAGAGUGCAGCGAGGACGAUGAUAUGAUCAAGAGCAUUGAGAAGAAUUUUCUGCGGAAUCUCGAACAGAGACAGCUCAUCCAGAUCCAGCACGAUGUGCUUGGGGAGAUGUCAUUGAAGCUCAGGGCAAAUGAGGAGCUUGUCGACGCGGACAGUUACUACGAGAACAGAUGUGCAGAGCUGUCCGCGCAGUACGAGGCCAAGACGGCGAGAGCAAAGUUCAAAGAAUCUGAAGACUACCAAUCCUUCCGCGCUCUGAUCUGGGAAAUUAAUCAUGAGGAAGGUGGACCGCCAAUUACAUUCUACCUUCCUAAAGAGGACGGAGAUGAGUCAGACGAAGACUUUGAGAUGGGCAGUAUGGUUCAAACAUACAGGUGCCCGAUCACGCUACUGCCCUUCAAGGAGGCUGUCACCAGGUUCGUAGUGACCUGGCAUUGUUCUUAUCGAAGAUCCACACUGAGCCCCCCCCUUAGUGUCACCUGUAAACACUCGUUUUCCAGACAGGCGAUACUUGAAAUGUUUGACCAGCAAAGGGCUCGGGCGGCCGCGAGUACGAUCAAUUGUCCCGUCAGCGGAUGUAAAGAGAAGCUGGCAAGGCACGAUCUUAAGGACGAUCCUCGAUUGCAAAAGCUAUGUGAUGCUGCUGAAAAGCGAAAAGCCUUGUAUGGCCAUGACGACGGUGACGAUUCUGAGGCGGAGCUCAUCGACGACGAUGACGAUUGAAGUUCCGAGGGCUCCUUUGUGGAGAACCUACUAUGACAUUACGAUGAUACAGUUGAGAUGUGGUUUAACGAUGCUACAGUGAUAAUGUUCUAU